Molecule: messenger RNA, 2283 nt
Organism: Eutrema salsugineum
Lineage: Eukaryota; Viridiplantae; Streptophyta; Magnoliopsida; Brassicales; Brassicaceae
Product: histone-lysine N-methyltransferase 2C
Exons: 12
Coding region: 54-2078 (674 amino acids)
Source: RefSeq, a predicted model, not a curated record
GAAGUCAGAUCCCUAAAAAUCGAACCCGGACGCGUAAAACUUGAAAACCGACUAUGGCCUUUCACGUAGCUUGUCCAAUUACAUGCCGGAAAAUUUGCUUCUGCUUGUUGGGGUUUCCUCGAAAUCUUCACGGCAAGGAAGUCAAGGAUACGUUCCUCAACGAGAUCCAUUCUCUCGAAGAAUUCUUGCGAGACCCCUGGGAUGCUGGAGUUUCCACGGAAGGUACCGUUCAGAUCCAUGUGCCUAAGCUCGCUGUCUUCGAUACUGGUCCUCGCAUUGCGGCUAGAGAUGUUGUUGGUGGUGUCCGUGAUGAUUCGGCGAUGGAGGUUCCUGCAUCAUCGACUGUGAGACAAGGCAAACGCACGGUGGUGCUGAAGAAGGCAGUUGAGGAUCAUGCUGCAAACUCUGGUUCUGGCGACUUAGCGGUUUCUGUCAAAGAGCUCAAUGGAGAAGAUCAUGAUCAUCACAGUGCAAGUGUUACGUGUCACAUGUGCUAUAUGGUUGAAGCUGGGAGGAGUGAGAGAGCAAAGAUGCUUUCUUGCAAAUGUUGUGGCAAGAAGUAUCAUAGAAACUGCUUGAAGCCUUGGGCUCAACAUAGAGAUUUAUUUAAUUGGAGCUCUUGGGCUUGCCCCUCUUGCCGAACCUGUGAGGCCUGUGGAACUUUAGGGGAUCCAAAGAAAUUGAUGUUCUGCAAAAGAUGUGAUGAUGCAUAUCAUUGUGAUUGCCAACAACCUCGGCACAAGAGUGUUAGUUCUGGACCCUAUUUGUGUCCUAAACACACCAAAUGUUACAGCUGUGGGUCUAAGGUCCCUGGGAACGGCCAAAGCUUACGGUGGUUUUUGGGGCAUACUUGUUGUGAUGCGUGUGGAAGGCUGUUUGUUAAGGGAAAUUACUGUCCUGUAUGUUUGAAGGUUUACAGGGACUCGGAAUCAACACCAAUGGUGUGUUGCGACUUUUGCCAGCGCUGGGUUCAUUGCGCGUGUGAUGGAAUCAGCGAUGAGAAAUAUCUGCAGUUUCAAGUGGAUGGGAAUCUUCAAUACAAGUGUUCUACAUGUCGCGGAGAAUGCUACCAGGUCAAGGAUCUUGAGGAUGCUGUGCAGGAAAUUUGGAAGCGAAAAGAUAUUGAUGAUAAAGAGCUAAUUGCUAGCCUGAGAGCUAGUGCACGAGUUUUUGGGCAAACUGGCGGUGCCCCAACGGUCAAUGAGCCUGGCUCUGUAGAAAGAAAAGUUGCUGAAAAAGUUACCGUCGGUGGUGAUGAAGAGAAGCCACUGAGAGUUCUCAGGAUAAAAAGCAGCAGGCCGCAAGAUUCAGAUACUGAGAAAUUGGGAAAACGCGUUACAGAGCUGAACACUGUGAAGGCGAAAAAAUUGGUGAUAAGUAUAGGCCCUCGAAAGCCGGGGAUUACAAACCCUAUGAGCUGUGAUGUAUCAAAGCUUGCCUCCAAAUCCAAUGGAAAGCAUGAGAAAUUACAAUCAGAAGAAACGGCUUCCCAGGAACAGCACCGGAGCUCGUUGGGAAAGAGGAAGGAAGAAACGAGAGGGUCUCACGGUGAAGUAGCCACUUCAAAGGGGGAAGGUGGAUUUUUAGGGAGACACUCAGAAGGCAGUGGAGAUUUACAUGGUGGCUCACCUGAGAUGCAGAAAGAUUCAAGACGAUUGCUGAAAGUUAAAAUAAAAAAGCAUAAUCCGGAGAGCCAAGACGGUGAAGCCCCUAGCGUUGUCGAUGAAAGAAGUAAGUCUAGUAAAGGACAUAGGUCUAAGAGGAAAAGAGCAUCACCUCCAGCUGAAAAGUCAGCUUUUAAUGAAGAUGAAGAUGUGUCACUGUCACGUGAAGACUGUUUGUUAGACGAAAUGCUUGAUGCUAGUUGGAUUCUGAAGAAGUUGGGGAAAGAUGCAAAAGGAAAAAAGGUUCAAAUACACGAGGCCUCAGAUAAUUCAUGGGAGAAAGGAGUGGUAAGUGAAGUAGGAGGAGGCACAUCGUUGAUGGUGACGCUUGAGAAUGGAAAAGUGAAGACGGUGGAGCUCGGGAAGCAAGGGGUUCGAUUUGUUCCUCAGAAGCAAAAGAGGACGAGGACAUGAGAGGCUAUUUUUUGAGUAUUUUGGAACUCUUCAUGUGAGCUUCUUUAUCAUCUAAUACCAUUCUAGAUUCAUGUAUGUAAAAAUAUACAAUUUGAAACAAGAUUAGCUUUUUUUUUUCCGGCUAAUUAGAUUAGCUUCUUAUUUGCCUGUGAGAAAAAAAAUAUAUACAAAGAAGACGGUAGUGUUUGUAACCUGCUGAGGGAAA